AUGGCAAAAACGGAGUUUGACGUAACUACCGAUGAUUUCACCAGUCGCCUGAUCCGGCGAAAGAUCAAACAGCUGGUGCGCAGGGACUGUUUUGCGAAGCAAGACGAAGAAGAUCUAGAGCAGGAGUUCCUGUUUCGCGUCUGGAAAAGCAUGAAAAAGUUCGACCCUGAAGUUGGCCAUCGCUACUGCUACAUCAAGGCUGUCAUCGAACGGCACACUCUAACUCUGAUCCGCGAUAAGCAUGCCCCAAAGCGGUACAGUAAAGGCCUGUGCUCAUUGGAGGUGAAGGUGGAAAGCGACAAAGAGGAAUCGAUUGAACUCCGUCAUCUUGUCGGGCCGGUAGAGCAUGAGAAUCGAGUCGGUCCACGUGGACGAACGGAGCAAGACCUCAAUGCAUUGGCGAUCGACUUAAACGGUGUGAUCGCAAGUAUGCCCGAGAAAUGGCAAACCCUGCUCAAGCUCAGAAAGACGCUGAACAUGGCUAAGGCAUCUGAGGAGUUAGGCGUGCCUCGCACAACACUUUACGACUGGAUGCACGGCAUCCGAAAGCACUGUGAAGAUCGCGGGCUGAAGGAGUACUGCCAACUUUUUCCGUCAGAUUCGGAGGAAAUCGAGGCUUCGCUGGUCUUGGCGAUCAUGGCCACCGAGAGUCUGCACGGCGAAAGUCAGACGCACCUCGACGCUGCUCACUUCUUCGAUGCCAAGAAACGGGCAUGCGUCAUCGAUGGUGGGACGGCGGUCGGGCGUGACCUCAACCGCCUGUUUACCGGCUUCUUGCGACGCGAGUUCGGGCGGGACGCGUUCAGCGUUGAACGCAUUUCUGAGUCGGAAUCUAGCCCGAGGAUGUCAGUUAUCGAUGCCGCCACCACUUACACAGGUCGCGGGUGGUCCGUGAUUCCGGUUCCGCACCGUUCCAAGAAUCCAGGACGAUCCAACUGGCAACAGAUGCGUCUGAAGGCAUCGGAACUCGACCAGCACUUCAAUGGUAAGAAGCAAAACCUGGGAGUGUUAACUGGCGAACCCUCCGGUUGGCUCAUCGACAUCGACCUCGAUCACCCCAGGGCCAUCGCACUCGCUUCCCAACAUCUGCCACCCACUCCUGCCAUGUUCGGUCGCGAAAGCAAGCCUCGGUCUCAUUGGCUGUAUCGCGUCUCCACACCAAUGGCGACCAAGAAGUUUAAGAGCAAAUCAACCGGCAUGCUUGUGGAGGUGCGAUCGACUGGUGCCCAAACCGUGCUACCACCCAGUGAGCAUGAAUCAGGCGAACUGAUCUAUUGGGAAUAUGGAGUUGAAGAUCCUGCUGUGGUCGACGCUGAAAUGCUCCUCGAUUCGGCGAAAUCGCUCGCGGAUGCUGUACUGGUCGAGUUAGGAGAGAAGGCUAAAUCCAGUCGUUCGAAAACCUCGAAAACGAAGCGGAUCUGCAAUUCUCGCACCUCACUUGGCGGAGACCAGCGGUCAGAGUGUUGCCUGCAAGCGAUGCGACGCAUGCAGAUGGUCGACCACAAUGACGGAUCCUCGCGGCUCUUCGCCGCAGCGUGCCGAGUUGUGGAACACGACCUUGAUGACCAAAGCGGAUUGAAAGUGCUUGAGCAGUAUGCCAGGGAACAUCCCUUCCCGAGGACUUGGAAUGACAAGGAGAUCCUGCAGCGCAUUCGAGACGCGGAGCGGAUAUGUGACCGGGGGGCCGCCUUCGUCCAUGAUAAAGAUGCUGACGGGCUGGUUCCCUCGGGAAGCCAGGAUCCAGCCAGCGGAAAAAUAGUGCUUUCCCCGAAGCGGACGAUCCCUACGGCGGAGGCUUUCGUUCGUCAGUUUUACUCGCACCCCGACGGACGGACGCUGCACUGCUAUGGAGGAAUCCUUUGGCAUUGGUCAGGCAGUCGAUACGAAGUGGUUGAGGAGGGAACGCUGAAGAAGCACCUCUACGGCUGGCUGCACGAAGCCCUGCGUUACCAGCGCAAUCGCACAUCAGGCCAGAUGGAGCUAACCGCGCCCACGACACCAAGUCUGUUUUCAACCAAUGCACUCGACUUCGAUCCGGAACCAAACGUCGAUCCGCCCGAGACCUGGCUUGAGUUUCUGCACCAACUGCUGGAGGACGACGCCGAGUCCUGGGAACUCCUACAGGAAUGGAUUGGCUAUUGUCUGACGGCUGACACUUCUCAGCAGAAGAUGCUCCUUGUCGUAGGCCCGCCUCGUAGUGGCAAGGGAACGCUGGCACGUGUUAUUCAAAGCCUCGUUGGUCAGGGCAAUGUGAUUGGCCCCACUACAUCCAGCCUUGCGGGCAAGUUCGGACUCCAGCCGCUACUGGGAAAGACCCUCGCCAUCGUCAGUGAUGCCCGGUUUAGCGGCGACAACAUCUCAACCGUGGUCGAGCGUCUGUUGUGCAUCAGCGGUGAAGACGCGGUUUCCGUGGACCGCAAGUUCCUCUCAAGCCUGACGGUGAAGUUACCCACGCGCUUCAUGUUCUUGACCAACGAACUACCGAGACUUACCGAUGCCAGCGGCGCGCUAGCAGGUCGGUUUUUGAUACUGCGCCUGACCCAAAGUUUCUAUGGCAAGGAAGAUACAAGACUCACCAAGAAGCUACUUGAGGAGUUGCCGGGCAUCCUGAACUGGGCGAUUGAAGGAUGGCAGCGGCUACGCUUGCGAGGCCAUUUCAUCAUGCCAGGGAGCGUCCAAGACGCCGUGUGUGACUUGGAACAUCUAGGCUCUCCGGUCAAAGCCUUUGUGCGUGAGGAGUGCUUCGUCGCACCGGGAUUGAGAGUGUCCAUCGACGCCAUCUAUCAAGCGUGGAGACAGUGGUGUGAGAACGAAGGACGCAACAUAGUCUCCAAUCGCCAAUCGUUCGGACGUGAUCUAUUGGCUGCCGUGCCCGGCGUUAAAUCUCGCCGUUUUACCGGGGGAAAACGAUUCUACGAAGGCAUCAGCCUGAAAGACUCUGGCUGCGAGAGAGAACAGUACAUGAAGAUUGAGAGCAAGAAGCUCACGGACAUCACCCCUUACGAAAACAACCCACGUCUGAACGACGAAGCCGUGGCCUCGGUGGCCGCGUCCAUCCGCGAGUUCGGCUUCCGGCAGCCGAUCGUCGUCGACGAGCAGAACGUAAUCAUCGUGGGCCACACGCGGUACAAGGCGGCCGUGCAGCUUGGCCUGGAGAAGGUGCCGGUCCACGUGGCCAAGGAUCUCAGCGCCGAACAGAUCAAAGCCUACCGCAUCGCUGACAACCAGACGGCGUCGCUGGCCGACUGGGACUACAACCUACUGCCGAUCGAACUGGGGGACCUACAGGCCGCAGACUACGACCUGGGGCUCUUGGGCUUCGACCAGGACCAACUGGCCAAGCUGAUGGGAACCGACGUGCAGGAUGGUGCCACCGACCCGGACGACGUACCUGAGCCUCCCGACGAGGCGAUCACACAACCGGGUGACCUUUGGAUCCUCGGCAACCAUCGGUUGCUGUGUGGCGACAGCAGCAAGGCUGAGCACGUGGACCGGUUGCUCGAUGGGGCACCCAUUCAUCUGGUGAAUACCGACCCUCCGUACAACGUGAAGGUCGAGCCUCGUUCCAACAACGCUAUCGCGGCCGGCAACAGCAGCUUCAGCAACGCCAACAAGCACCAUCAGAAGUUUGACCUGGAGCGGCAUCCGGAGAAGGCCCAGGCGACGCACAAGAAGAUGCGAGCCAAGGACCGACCGCUUGAGAAUGACUUUGUGUCGGACGAGGAGUUUGAUCGGCUGCUGGCUGCCUGGUUCGGAAAUAUCUCUCGGGUACUACUGCCGGGCCACGGGUUCUACGUGUGGGGCGGGUAUGCGAACGUGGCCAACUACCCACCGGUGUUCAAGGCCUCCGGGAUGUAUUUCUCGCAGGCGGUCAUCUGGCACAAGCUGCACCCCGUGCUGACACGGAAGGAUUUCAUGGGUGACCACGAAUGGUGCUUCUACGGGUGGCGAGAAGGUGCGGCCCACCGGUUCUUCGGGCCCAAAAACGUCCCCGACGUGUGGCCGGUGAAGAAGGUCAAUCCGCAGUCGAUGGUCCAUCUAACUGAGAAGCCGGUUGAGUUGGCCGUGCGGGCCAUGCAGUACUCGUCCAAGACCGGUGAGAACGUGCUCGACUUGUUCGGUGGCAGCGGAUCGACGCUCAUCGCAGCCGAGCAGACUGGCCGCAACGCGUUCCUGAUGGAACUCGACCCGCCGUAUUGCGACGUGAUCGUGGAAAGAUGGGAGAAGUUCACCGGCCGGAAGGCGGAACUAUGUUCCAGCAAGGAGGUGGCUGCGUGA
This is a messenger RNA of Cladocopium goreaui, 4278 nucleotides long. Lineage: Eukaryota; Dinophyceae; Suessiales; Symbiodiniaceae. The record is from the annotation of a GenBank genome assembly.